GUGGGAGUGAGAGCGAGAGCGAGUGAAGAAGAAAAAGAUAAAUGAGAGAGACUAGCAGCACUGAGCCCAAAAACCAUGGCAUGUGACACACUGCUCUGACGGUUGUUGCUGGUCUGGUCAAGGAUAUAGCAAUCUGGCACGCGCAAUCAGCAGCUCAUUCACACACACACCGCUCCCAACCAUUGCCUAAACCAGCGGGCAUCACCCUCUUAUAGCACGCUACAAGUCAGUCCCUCUCACACACUUAUGCAAAAAAGUAAAAGUGAGUGAGUGAGUGGGGUCACACGCAUCGCUAUUUGCAUUCUUUUGUUUACUCUUUUCCUUUCUUUCUUUCUUCUUCAGACUACAAACACAAUUUAUUUAUAAUGUGGAGCACCUCCAUGGACAACACCAUGACGAUUCUCGCCUUGAGUGUUCUCGGUGUCAGUGCACUCGUCACUACGUCUUUCAUCCUGUACUGCUGUUGCUGGAACAAGUGUGUCCGACGCCAACAGCAACAAGAAACCCCUGAUCGCCUGUUGGAAGAAGGAGAUGAACGUUCUCCAUUGCUAUCCUCGUCAUUUCGCUCACGCUAUUUAAAACGGACCUCAACGUUUUAUCAGUGGAACCGACCAGCGCCACCUUCUCCGUCGUCGUCUUCCUUAUCAAUACAAAACCAGCAACAACAACAGCCACAGCAUCAAUAUGGUCAGCAACACACCGACGACGACGAAGAAGAAGAAGAAGAAGAGGAAGACCGCAGUGUACAACAAAAGAAACGAGAAACAUGGCUGAGUCGACGCAAAGAGCUAUUGAAAAAGUACGCUCGAUCACCGAGUUUUGUUACCACCAGCUCGUCAUGAUCCCACUGCGAUUCGUAGACACAACCACUAUACCCAUUAUAAAAGAGACUAUGUACCAUCAUCGCCAUUGUUAUCGCUCCAUACACCCUGUUCUGAUCCACACAUUCCAAACAACUCAUACAUAUGAUGUAACCCGUAUAUAUUCACCAACAACAACAACAACAACAAAAAAUAAGUUAAACGACGAGAUUGUCCUUUUUGUGAGGAGCGGGGUGUUGAAUAGGAUGGGA
This is a messenger RNA of Zychaea mexicana, 1072 nucleotides long. RefSeq lists its product as uncharacterized. NCBI's taxonomy places the organism in Eukaryota, Fungi, Mucoromycota, Mucoromycetes, Mucorales, Lichtheimiaceae. The coding region runs from base 366 to 842 and encodes 158 amino acids. The record is from RefSeq and is a predicted model, not a curated record. The transcript has a single exon.